This is a messenger RNA of Aricia agestis (brown argus), 735 nucleotides long. It is a transcript of the gene twr, whose product is annotated as signal peptidase complex catalytic subunit SEC11A. Gene Ontology annotation, cellular component: membrane; signal peptidase complex. Gene Ontology annotation, molecular function: serine-type endopeptidase activity. The transcript has 4 exons. The record is from RefSeq and is a predicted model, not a curated record. NCBI's taxonomy places the organism in Eukaryota, Metazoa, Arthropoda, Insecta, Lepidoptera, Lycaenidae. The coding region runs from base 101 to 637 and encodes 178 amino acids.
AAAAUAAAAAUUACCACUUUUUUUAGUGAUUUAAUUCUUAAUUUCCACAUAAAGAAAUCUUUACAGAUAUUCCAAACCAGUAAUCAAAUAGUAAUUCAAAAUGCUGGACAGUUUAUUUGAUGAUGUGAAGCGCAUGAACAAAAGACAGUUUAUUUACCAAGUGCUUAGUUUUGGAAUGAUAGUAUCCUCGGCGCUGAUGAUAUGGAAAGGUCUAAUGGUCGUAACUGGUAGCGAAAGCCCCAUAGUAGUAGUGUUGUCUGGUAGUAUGGAACCAGCGUUCCACAGAGGAGACCUAUUGUUUUUGACUAACUACCCCGAUGAGCCAGUGCGUGUUGGAGAAAUUGUUGUGUUCAAGGUGAAAGGCCGCGAUAUUCCAAUCGUUCAUAGAGUGCUCAAGCUACAUGAAAAGAACAAUGGAACUGUUAAAUUUCUAACUAAGGGAGACAACAAUAGUGUUGAUGAUCGAGGGCUCUAUGCACAGGGCCAACUGUGGCUUACCAAAAAAGAUGUUGUUGGACGCACAAGGGGAUUCUUACCAUAUGUUGGAAUGGUUACAAUUUAUAUGAAUGAAUAUCCAAAGUUUAAGUUUGCUGUACUGGGGUGUUUAGCAAUUUACGUCUUAGUGCACAGGGAGUAAGAACAUCAUGAUCUGAUGGUAAAGAAUACAUAUGUUUGAAGUGCUGCACUUUACAGAAUUAAAGUUAAAAAUAUUAUUGAAUAAAAUAAGUUCUAUCU